Protomyces lactucae-debilis is the source of this 1285-nucleotide messenger RNA. RefSeq names its product ferritin-like domain-containing protein. The coding region runs from base 261 to 1163 and encodes 300 amino acids. The transcript has 2 exons. The record is from RefSeq and is a predicted model, not a curated record. Lineage: Eukaryota; Fungi; Ascomycota; Taphrinomycetes; Taphrinales; Protomycetaceae.
AAGCUCAGGAAAUGCUCUGCCUCUUGCCCUGAAGUUUCCCAUGAAGUCGGCAUGGACGCCUGUCCUCGGCCAUCUGAAGCAGAGCCUUCCCCCAUGAUUCUUGGCCAUGUUAGCCCCGGCCACGCCUUUGAGGCCUAGGAAUGUACGCAGCAGCGCAGCACAACACAGCGAGAAUGGCCCUCCCUCCGCUAUAACAUCACCGCUUGUCGCUUGUCAUCCCUUUCCCAACCAUCACCCAGCAACCCCGACACUCUUUCACCAUGCGAUUCUCACUUGCUACACUCUUUUCACUCGCUGCAGCCACUGCUGUUGACAAGCGCCAGUCGGCCAUCAACGACGGUGUCGUCCUCAACUAUGCUCUUACCCUCGAGCACCUCGAGAAUGCCUUCUACCGCGGCGGUCUUGCCAAGUUCACCCAGGCAGACUUCCUUGCCGCUGGUUUCAGCUUGAACUUCUACGACAAUCUCAAGAAGAUUGCCUCUGACGAAGCGACGCACGUCAACUUCUUGACGGCUGCGCUCAAGUCUGCUGGCAUUGCCGCAACAGGCGAGUGCAUGUACAACUUUGGCUACAAAUCCGUCAAGGACUUUGUCUCGCUUGCCAGUGUCCUUGAAGGUGUUGGUGUAUCCGCCUACAUUGGCGCUGCCUCAUUCAUUGAUAACUCGGCCUACUUGACGGCCGCAGCUGCCAUUGUUACGGUUGAAGCACGUCACUCUUCGUUCAUUCGAAGCAACUUGGGCUUGCGUCCCUUUGCAACACCCUUCGACACACCCCUUGACUUCAACGAGGUGUACUCCCUCGCUUCGGCCUUCAUCACGUCGUGCCCGGCAACCAACCCAGCACUCCCAGUCAAGGCCUUCCCUACCUUGAUGGUGACGGCCGGUGUGCCCGCCUCUGGUUUGGACGUCACAAACGACUACAUCACCUUCAAGGCCAACAUCACAUUGCAGCCCAACACGGCUUACUACCUUCACUUCAUCAAUGGAUUGACAGUGACCCCUGUCAAGGCCUUUGUUGGUGCUAAUGGUAUCUUGAGCGCCAACAUCCCUGCCAAUGUCUUUGGUCAGGUGUAUGUUGUUGCCACUGCAUCAACGGAUGUGCCCAAUGACUCCAACAUCCUUGCUGGUCCUGCCAUCUUGGAGGUGCUCGACUGCAAGUGUUAAUUCACGCUAGGUUCAUAGAGAUGUGGGAAGGGAGCCUCUCUGUACAUUAAAGGAUACAUCAUAAUCAAACUUUGAAAGUCACACCUAGCUCAGUUCAAAACACUGUCUGCAGAGGACAUGGC